AUGGCCCGGAUAGUAUCCAACAUCAACCGUGUGACCAACCAGCGUGUGAACCUUGCGGAUAAAGAUAGAGGCGUCCACGUAUCUUAUACGAUAUCCAAAGAUGAAUUACGGUACGACGAUGAAUUCUCCGAAUCCAUCGGAGGCCCUAAUAGUUACAAGACUUAUGCACACUUGAAAGGCUUGCGGCGUAUUCAGGCAUCCACAGGGAUCGAAGGUCGAAGUAGGAGCCCCAAACGCUUAUCCGGCUUGAAGUUCGAUUACUAUGGCGCACCUUCAGCUAUAGUAAGACAGUGGAUGGAUGACGAUGAUGUUUUUGAGCUCUCUGCAGACGAGAACAUUCAAUCCAUAACGGUCUGGUUAACUACAAUCCAAAUCGCUCGCCUGGCAUCCCAUUGGCCAUUGGCGACAAGGUCAAGUCCCAGCCGUACGGUUCGAGGCGACCUCUGCGCGCGAACUGUGAUGUUUCAGUCUUCAGAAGUGGAUUCCUUUUCAUCGAAUGACAUGCAGAUCCAAUAUCAAAGAGGACCUAAUCAAGAUCUUGCCAGCAUUUCUUGGGUCUUGAAUUCAUCAUAUGGUCGAGUCCGUGCCGUCAUUUUAGAGAAAACAGCUAGAACCUUGAGCGUGAUCCCGGGGCACUUCUUGCCGUUUGACCAAGCGCAGAAAAUCUACUUUCAAAGAAAAGCAGAAGUCGGCCACAGGACCAGAUCAUCACUGCCCAUGGCUACUUCCACGACAACUCGUUUCUUGGUCUUGUAUUCCGCUAUGGCAUCUGGGACAAUGGGGCGAGCAGGCGAUAUUGACAUGGUUGCUGAUGCGCAUCAAACUCUUGAAUCUCCGCCUGUCUCCCAGGUCGUUGGUAUGUUUGUUGGAAUUAGACGUCAUCACAUUCAGAGUCUGAAGUGCAAAACUCUGGAGUUUGCAGUGAAGCCUUCGGACGAGCAGGAUGUGCCUUUCGGAAAGACAUGCAUAUUGUUUAAAGACAAGGCGUCAGCGGCAGAUUACACACCAAUAUCCCAUACGGAAUUGGUAUAUGGACCCCCAAAGGAGUCUCAUAAGCUCUCUGGCUAA
Messenger RNA from Blastomyces dermatitidis ER-3, 1068 nucleotides. RefSeq lists its product as uncharacterized. The transcript has 5 exons. Lineage: Eukaryota; Fungi; Ascomycota; Eurotiomycetes; Onygenales; Ajellomycetaceae. Bases 1 to 1068 code for a protein of 355 amino acids. The record is from RefSeq and is a predicted model, not a curated record.